Messenger RNA from Ceraceosorus guamensis, 1020 nucleotides. RefSeq lists its product as hypothetical. The record is from RefSeq and is a predicted model, not a curated record. NCBI's taxonomy places the organism in Eukaryota, Fungi, Basidiomycota, Exobasidiomycetes, Ceraceosorales, Ceraceosoraceae. Bases 1 to 1020 code for a protein of 339 amino acids. The transcript has 8 exons.
AUGAGCUUUUGCGGGGCAGCAGCAGCCCUCGGGCUCUCUUGCGGAUCAUUUGGCGGUGGUGCAGCCUAUGCACCGUACGGCUACCCACAAGCUCCCUCUCCUCCCCAAUACCUGCCUAUUCCCCUCCCAGCACCAGCACCCGCACCAGCUCCUCCAGCUCAACCGAUCUGGAGCAUCUUGCCAUUCCCUUUCCCCACUCAAGUCCCGGCUAUGGCCAACAACGCCUUGGCUAUGGACUGCUUCACUUUUUUGCUCUUUGCCCUCGCUCUCAUCUACUUUUUGAGACCUGAUCUCUGGCCAAAAGUACCGGCGCCGGCUGCAGCACCUGCGCCUGCCCCUGCGAAAGCACCAGCCAACGAGGAAGCGAAGUGUGGAGGAGACAAUAAGCAGAAAGUAGGCGGUGGUGGCAAUAACGACAACAAGAAGCAAGAGAACAAGGCAGAGGACGAAAAGAAGAAGAAGGAGGCGGAGGAGAAAAAGUCAAAAGAGGAUGCUGAGAAGCAAAAGAAGCUCAUCGUGGAUAUCAUUGCGGCGGAGGACAAGAAGAAAGCAGACGCGGCUGCCAAAAAAGUGGCUGAGGAGGAGAAGAGGAAGAAGGAGGAAGAGGACAACAAGAAAUUGAUCGUCGAUACGAUUGCGGAGGAGAAGAAGAAGGCGGAUGAAAAGGCGGCAGAGGAGAAGAAGAAAAAGGACGAGGAGAGCGCCAAGAAGAAGAAGGAGGAGGAGGCGAAAAAGCCCUCUGCUGACCCUCCAAAGAAAGCAUGUGAUUGCAAAUUCUUUGCUGGUCAACGAGUAUGGAUAUCACAAAACGGUGGACGAUGGUGGGGGACCAUCAUUUGCCGAAAGAACGGAAUGUGGUACGGCUCCAAGAUUGUCAAUGGUGGGCAGAAUAAGUGGGGCGGCCCCAAGCUGCUGACUGCCCCCUUUGCGGCAAAAGAGGAAGAGCUGAUUCCACGGCUGGAGUAUUUUGGGCCCAAGCGGGAGCCAGUUAUGAGCAACUUUUCGGGUGUGUGCUGCUAG